GCGAGGUGUGCUUCUUCACAUUAUCGGUCGUACUCAGCCCAAAUACGAUGGGAGAUCUCCCCCUCCCUCUGGUCCCUUCUCUUGUCGGUGUGGGCAGGGCUUUCUGGUCAUCCCAUAGGUAGUUCGGCAUAUCGUGCAGUUUCAGCUCAUACCAGGCCAAUCGAUCAUUGGACGCUGUUCGUCACGGCCGACUCCGAGUACGCCUGUUGCAUAUGAACCCGGGAGGGCGGUCCGCUGAUUUCCCUCGGUGGCCCCGGUCGCCUUUAGUAUGUGGUAUUAUGUUCCUGCUUUGCCCGCCCUUGACCCCCCGGACUCGACUGAACUCGCAACUGGUUUCGUUUCUUCCCUUCUCGCCAUAUUCCUUUUUACCCUCUGUUUACAUGCUCAUCCGACACCUCGCCGAGGAAGCCCGCUUUCAUUCGGGCCGAUGCCGACAUGGCUGUGUAUAACCCAAACAUCUCCAACGGCACCUGCUAUUACACGGAGGACACCCCGACAAAGGGGGAUUUUAUCCCAUGUGGUAACGAGGCGCUCCAAGUAUGGCCAUGCUGCCACACGGGCAGUUUUUGUCUAUCGCUAGGUGAAGCCAACGCCUGCUGGGACAAGACCUCCGGAAACACCUACGUGGCAGGCUGCACCGACCCCUCCUUCACCGACCCCAACUGCCUCUACAAGCGCGACCCCUUCCACUCCCAAGAAUGGGUCGCCAUCAACCAAGCCUGCAAAAACCUCAACGCCGCCUCCAGCCCCGACACGACCAACUGGACCGGCUGCAAGGUCCCCGACAACUCCACUGAACUGGUGAAGCUCUCCCUCGACGCCUGCACCCCCUAUUGCAACAAAGACCAGAUCCUCUACCCCGGCUCCUCCUCCCUCGCCGCCUACGCCAGCCUACCCACCAUCCCGGGGUCGUCCAUCUUCUGGCAAAACAACUACGUGCCCCCCACCGCGCCAGCAGCGGGGUACACCCCCGGCAAAACCCGCGGCGUCGUCCCAACCUACACGGGUAAAUCGUCCACCUCCUCCGCCGCCUCUCCCGAACCGGGAGGUCUCUCCCCCGGAGCCAAAGCGGGGAUCGGCGUCGGCGCAGCGAUAGGUGGUAUCCUCCUCCUGUUGAUCCUAGGCUGGGCAAUCGUCCUCUGCCGCCGCAAGCGUCGGAGACAAAAGGAGUUGGAGAUUGGGCAUUAUAACAGUAUCCAUGGUGGUGGGCAUCACCCUGGGAUGGUGGGUGUGCGUUCUCCCGGUGGCUUCAGCCAAAGCCAUUACUCACAGCAGGAUGUCAUGACUGUCAGCUCGGCGACGGCUGUGCACCCGAGUCCGCCGCCGCCGUUUAACAGUGGUUUGUAUUAUGCGCAUAAUGCUGCUCCUGGGGAGUUACCCGGAACGACGGUGGGUGGGGGGCAGAGCCCGGGGCAAAAGAGCGAGUUGCCGGCUGAUGAGAGGUUUUCGGUGCAGUUGCCUACCUAGUUUAGGGUCGGGGGUUAGCGGGAUGGGGAGGGAGAAGGAGAAAAGAUAUAUACAAGAAGGAUCUUUCUUGGUUGGGAAGAGUAACUUUUGUGACUGUCUGUACAACUGUAAAGAAGCUAAACUGAUUGCACACAAUCAGUCUUGGAACCAAAUUUCAGGUGUGUUUGUU
Messenger RNA from Podospora pseudocomata, 1636 nucleotides. RefSeq lists its product as uncharacterized. The transcript has 2 exons. Lineage: Eukaryota; Fungi; Ascomycota; Sordariomycetes; Sordariales; Podosporaceae. The coding region runs from base 436 to 1467 and encodes 343 amino acids. The record is from RefSeq and is a predicted model, not a curated record.